GAUAAACAGUAAUGGCGGAGGCAGCAGCGGCGACUACAGCGGCACCAGCAGUAACAGGAGGAGGAGGCUGGACCAAACACGUAACCUGCAGGUAUUUCAUGCAUGGUGUUUGCAAAGAAGGGAACAACUGUCGAUAUUCCCAUGACCUUACCAGCAGCAAACCAGCCAUGAUUUGCAAGUACUUCCAGAGAGGAUGCUGUGCUUACGGGGACCGCUGCAGGUAUGACCAUACAAAACCGGCCAAGCAAGAAGAGCCGGAUGGUCCCAAGUCAGCAAUGCCGCUGCCCUCCGCCCCCCUCCCCACCGCUGGCACCCCAGACACCAAGCCCAGUGGGCCCAGCGGCGUCACCGACGGCCAGCAGCAGCCGCACAGCUCAGGGGCCAGGGACUGGGUCAACGCCGCCGAGUUCGUGCCAGGGCAGCCGUACUGCGGGCGAGCUGACCCGGUGCCAGUGGAGGGGCCGGGCCUGGUCAUUGAGGAGGAGUACGAGAAGGAGCAGGCAGACAAGGAGCUGAAGAAGCAGCUCUGCCCGUACGCGGCGGUCGGGGAGUGCCGCUACGGGCUGAACUGUGCCUACCUCCACGGUGACGUCUGUGACAUGUGCGGCCUGCAGGUGCUCCACCCCUCCGACUCCGCCCAGCGCUCCCAACACAUCAAGGCGUGUAUCGAGGCUCACGAGAAGGACAUGGAGAUCUCCUUCGCCAUCCAGCGCAGCAAGGACAUGAUGUGCGGCGUGUGCAUGGAGGUGGUGUUCGAGAAGGCCAACCCCGGCGAGCGCCGCUUCGGCAUCCUGUCCAACUGCAGCCACUGCUACUGCCUCAAGUGCAUCCGCAAGUGGAGGAGCGCCAAGCAGUUCGAGAGCAAGAUCAUCAAGUCCUGCCCUGAGUGUCGAAUCACAUCCAAUUUUGUCAUCCCAAGUGAAUACUGGGUGGAGGACAAAGAAGAAAAACAGAAACUCAUCCAGAAGUACAAGGACGGCAUGGGAAGCAAACCAUGCAGAUACUUUGACGAGGGUCGCGGGACCUGCCCGUUCGGAGCCAACUGCUUCUACAAGCACGCCUACCCCGACGGGCGUCUGGAGGAGCCCCAGCCACAGAGACGGCUCACAGGCUCGGCCGGGCGACACCGGAAUUCCCGGCGGACGCCCCUGUGGGACCUCUUUGACGAGCGGGAGAGCAGCGACUCCUUCGACAACGAGGACGAGGAGAUGGUGACUUUCGAGCUGAGCGAGAUGCUGCUGAUGCUCCUGGCAGCCGGCACCGACGACGAGGUCACUGACUCAGAAGACGAGUGGGACUUGUUUCACGAGGAGUUGGACGAUUACUACGAGGUUUACCUAUAGCACUCCUCCCCAGCCCAAGCCCCC
Messenger RNA from Megalops cyprinoides (Indo-Pacific tarpon), 1367 nucleotides. It is a transcript of the gene mkrn1, whose product is annotated as makorin, ring finger protein, 1. Gene Ontology annotation, molecular function: metal ion binding; ubiquitin protein ligase activity. Bases 12 to 1343 code for a protein of 443 amino acids. Lineage: Eukaryota; Metazoa; Chordata; Actinopteri; Elopiformes; Megalopidae. The record is from RefSeq and is a predicted model, not a curated record. Gene Ontology annotation, biological process: protein polyubiquitination. The transcript has 8 exons.